AUGACCUCUUUCGACAAGCUUGGUUUAAGCGGCGUACUGCUACGUAAUAUUCGGCAGCUAGGUUUUACAGAGCCUAGUUCUGUGCAAAAGUCUUGCAUCCCGCCGAUCCUUCAGGGAAGGGAUGUCAUCGGCAUUGCCAACACAGGAAGUGGAAAAACAGCUGCCUUUGCCCUGCCCGUUGUGCACGUAUUGAGUGUAGACCCACAUGGCGUCUUUGCGCUCUGCCUUAGCCCUACGCGGGAACUGGCCUAUCAGAUAGCUGAACAGUUUGCAGUUUUCAGCGUCGGAAUGUCUCUCAGGUGUGAAGUGGUAAUUGGUGGUGAGGACCUACUUCGACAGGCCAGCUCACUAUCGAAACGUCCGCAUAUUGUUGUCGCAACGCCUGGACGUUUACUAGAGCACUUCAUGCACUCCUCUGAUACCAUAGAAUGCUUUCAGAGACUCAAGUUCUUGAUUUUAGACGAGGCGGAUAGACUUCUAGAUUCCUCCUUUGAGGCUGAGCUCCGAUAUCUGUUGACAAAUUUGCCACAGAAGCGCCAGACUCUGAUGUUUUCUGCCACCAUAACACCAAGCGUUAUAGCACUCAAGCCACUCCUCGGUCAACGUGCUUUCUACUAUGAAGAAAAAGGUGAAUUAACGACGCCCACCGGGUGCGCGCAAUACUACUGUUUCAUGCCCGAAAAAGUCAAGGAUACGUACUUGGUUCACGUGUUGAGAGAACUUGUGUCAAGCAAGUCCACACGCGCCAUGAUAUUUUGCCCUACAGUUCAGAAGUGUGAGAUGGUAUCGCAUAUGCUUCAUAAUCUCGGUAUAGCUGCAUGUUCUCUACAUGCAGCGAAGAAACAGAGAGAUCGACACUCCACAUUGAACGCUUUUAAGAGUACAAUGGUGAAGAUUUUAGUCGCGACAGAUGUUGCGGCGCGAGGACUUGACUUGCCUGACGUUGAAUUGGUGGUCAACUACGAUAUACCCUCAGAUCCUCGUCAGUACAUUCACCGAAUCGGUCGAACUGCUCGAUUUCACGCGACUGGUCAAGCUAUAUCGCUCGUCACGCAGUAUGAUGUAGGAAAAAUCAAGAAAAUAGAAAAACACCUUGGGCACGAACUCGAAGAAUUUCAUGUGCAAGAAGCAGAUGUUAAUAAGUUGGUGGGAGAAGUUUUUGCUUCUAGAAAGAUGGCCAAAUUACACAUGGCUUCCCCAGGCGGAUUCGAUGAGCAGCUCAGUGCAAAGAAGAAGCGACAAUCGGCUAAGUAA
Ostreococcus lucimarinus CCE9901 is the source of this 1254-nucleotide messenger RNA. RefSeq names its product Ddx49-related DEAD box helicase superfamily II protein (gene Ddx49). The record is from RefSeq and is a predicted model, not a curated record. Lineage: Eukaryota; Viridiplantae; Chlorophyta; Mamiellophyceae; Mamiellales; Bathycoccaceae. Gene Ontology annotation, molecular function: ATP binding; nucleic acid binding; RNA helicase activity. The coding region runs from base 1 to 1254 and encodes 417 amino acids. The transcript has a single exon.